AGAACAAAGUAUCAUCAUUCACAGGCUCCCGGCCCUUCAAGGCUUCAAGAAUUACCGUUCGAUCCCUAGUACUUGAAAUGAUCUUUUCAUAGUAAUAACACUGUGAUAAUAUAACCAUGGAUCACGCCGAUCCGUUCCUCCAUGUUCAAGCAGACGUCCUUGCGACGCUGCAAACAACAAGGCCUCUCUUCUCAUCAUAUCUACGUAUCAGGUCUCUCGCCAAAUCCCCGUCUAACCCCGAGCUUCAGCAAGCACGAUCGGAGCUGGAGACGACGCUGACCGAACUCACUGCGGACUUGGAUGAUCUUGUUGAGAGUGUCCGUGCGAUCGAACAAGAUCCCUACCGGUAUGGCUUGGAGUUGGAAGAAGUUCAGCGCCGGCGAAAGUUGGUGGAAGAUGUCGGUGGAGAGAUUGAGCAAAUGAGAGAGGAGUUGCAAAAAGCCGUUAGUUCUGCGGCACCUGGCAAUGCUACUGGCAAUUCGUCUUCGGGGCUACCCAAUCCAGCGGACUUUGAUAAUGUCCUCUCCCCGUCGGCAGAUGAUAGAGGGGAUGAUUACUAUGCCGCUCUCGAACAGCAACGGCAGAUGGAACUAAUGCACGAGCAAGACGAACAGUUAGAUGGCGUCUUUCGCACUGUUGGCAACUUGCGGCAACAGGCCGACGAUAUGGGGAGGGAAUUAGAGGAGCAAGCGGUCAUGAUAGGAGAGGUUGAUACAUUAGCCGACCGAGUAGGGGGCAAGUUACAAAGUGGAAUGUCCAAGAUUAAAUAUAUCGUGAGAAAGAACGAAGAUACAAUGUCCUCGUUUUGCAUUGCCGUUCUCAUUUUCGUGCUUGUCCUAUUAUUAAUCCUGCUCAUCGCCCUGUAAGAAACCAAGCAAAAAAAGUUCAAAAUACAAAUCGUCAUGCGAAUCGGUCGGUCGAAAAGAAGAUUUCACAGGCUUACACCUUGGUCUUCUUCUUGGGGCGUAUGU
Aspergillus pseudonomiae is the source of this 971-nucleotide messenger RNA. Its product is annotated as SNARE domain protein. The record is from RefSeq and is a predicted model, not a curated record. The transcript is spliced from 3 exons. The coding region runs from base 117 to 866 and encodes 249 amino acids. NCBI's taxonomy places the organism in Eukaryota, Fungi, Ascomycota, Eurotiomycetes, Eurotiales, Aspergillaceae. Gene Ontology annotation, biological process: Golgi vesicle transport. Gene Ontology annotation, cellular component: membrane.